This is a messenger RNA of Gekko japonicus, 708 nucleotides long. Its product is annotated as double homeobox protein 4C-like. Gene Ontology annotation, molecular function: DNA binding. The record is from RefSeq and is a predicted model, not a curated record. Bases 1 to 708 code for a protein of 235 amino acids. NCBI's taxonomy places the organism in Eukaryota, Metazoa, Chordata, Lepidosauria, Squamata, Gekkonidae. The transcript has 4 exons.
AUGGAAUUUGCUGCUGGAGGAGAUGCUCCUGCCCACCUGCCUCAGUGUGCCGGGCGUGGCCGCAGAAGGCAGAGGACGAAGUUCUCCAAAGAGCAGCUGGACGUUCUCCUGCGGGCCUUCGAGCAGAACCGCCAUCCCAGCUUCGAGGAGCGGGAGGAGCCGGCGAGGAGGAUCGGAGCCCCCGAAGACAGGAUCCAGAACCGCCAUCCCAGCUUCGAGGAGCGGGAGGAGCUGGCGAGGAGGAUCGGAGCCCCCGAAGACAGGAUCCAGGUCUGGUUCCAGAACCGGAGGACCAGGCAUCCCUGUAAGAAGAAGGAGGACGCCGUCACAGGCUCGAAGCCCCGGAGCCAGCCGAGGACUCAGCACAACCUGCCGACUCCACCUCCUGAGGCCUCCGGAGGUGCGCAGCAGGGUCCUCCUCCGGGAGGCCAGUCCCGCGCACCCGGGAGCCAAGGCCCGGCCUUCUCUCUGCAAGGCGCUCCGCUGCCGUCGCCGCCGGCUGGCCUCCCCCCGCCGCUGACUCCUCCGUGGGCGACUCUCGCUCCCUCCGUGGCUUUCCCCGCUUUUGCCGUCGCCACGCCGCCUCCGCCCGUCCCCUCCUUCCUUCGAGGACUGCCCGGGCCAGCUGCCCCUCCCGCACUCUGGGACGGGUCCUCCCUCCCGGUGCUCACCGAGGAAGACCUGGCCAUCCUCCAGUUGCCGGCUUGA